AUGGAGAAGGAUUUGGGACACCCCACUUCAGCUUGGGAGAAGGUGCAGUUAGUGCUGUGCACAGUUGAUCCACAGCGCAUAUCUGAUGCUCUGGGAUGCCUUUGGACGGGCUACAUGGGACUGGUGCUCGCUCUGAAGUACAAAUUCGCGAGGACCGUUGCCUUUGCUCAUUCCAUAGGCGAUCACUUGCGUCCACUCGCUGCGAAAGCACUGGCGCCUGCUGCUCUUGCAGUUACACCCCCUGAGUACCGUCAGUGGAUCGAGCCCACCAUCAACCUCAGCUGCAAGGUGGUUGCCAGCGCUGCUGCUUGGAAACUGCAGCAAAUCAUCUCCUCCGUGCAGACGGGUGUUGCGGGAGGAUUGCUUGUUGGCAGGACACGUGCCAUCGCUAGGGCUCGCACGCUUGGGCGUGCACCACGUUAUCCAUGA
Molecule: messenger RNA, 429 nt
Organism: Symbiodinium natans
Lineage: Eukaryota; Dinophyceae; Suessiales; Symbiodiniaceae
Source: the annotation of a GenBank genome assembly